AUGGCCCGGCGACCGGAUGACACGCGAGGAUCGCUGAUCUUCCAGGAGGGGAAAUGCAUCGAGGGAGAUUACUACAUUGUUGCUGUCUACGAUGACCCCGCCACAUGCACGAUCUCGUUUUCUGCCUACGAGCUGGAGAACGACUGCACGUACACCUAUCCGCUCACCUACAGCCAGUUUGAUGCGCUCUUCCAGUAUGACUCGGAGCUCAUGAACCCGUCGAACCAAGAUGGGCGCUUCCACUGGGUCAUCGAGCGCCUCGACUUUGUGCAGGACAAGCGCGGACAGAAAGUGCUGUGCCUGGGCGAAGAGGUGCGAUCCGUAAACUCUUCUCUUUUCUGGGCCUUCUAUGGGAAGGCCUAG
Molecule: messenger RNA, 363 nt
Organism: Symbiodinium natans
Lineage: Eukaryota; Dinophyceae; Suessiales; Symbiodiniaceae
Source: the annotation of a GenBank genome assembly